Molecule: messenger RNA, 1476 nt
Organism: Leptinotarsa decemlineata (Colorado potato beetle)
Lineage: Eukaryota; Metazoa; Arthropoda; Insecta; Coleoptera; Chrysomelidae
Product: tRNA:m(4)X modification enzyme TRM13 homolog
Biological process (GO): tRNA methylation
Source: RefSeq, a predicted model, not a curated record
GCACUUCUGUAUAAGGAAGGAAAGUAUCUCAGGCCAAUAAAACGUAGGUAACCUAUCUGUCAACACUGACAUAACCUCAUAUUUCAUGAAAUAUUUCAAUAUUGAUAACUAGCUUCUCUUUUAAACGUUAAACCCAUAUUUUUGGCUUCCACAAUGGAUGAUAUUCCCGAAGAGGUGUCAGAAAGUAAUCCAAAACGAAUUAAAACUUCUGAAGAUCAUGAAGCACCUACACCCAGUCAUUGUAAGCACUUUGUUAAAAGAAAAAAACGGUAUUGUAAAAUGACCGUGAAAUUUGGAGAAGAGUAUUGUGGUGAACAUCAAGAAAUUUCUCCAGAACUCUCUAGUAAUGAAAAUAAAGACAAGAACCAAGUCAGAAUUCCUUGUCCCUUGGAUAAUAAACACACUUGCUAUGCUCGAAACUUGAAAAAGCACCUGAAAAUUUGCAACGCAAGACCUAAAAAAGAAGAGCCAUUCAUAAAUCGAGGAAUAAAUUCUGGUGUGGAACCAGAAGACACAGAAGAUGUCCACAAACUUCUGUCGAGUUAUCCAACCGAACAGAUACAGAAGGUUAUAGCCAAAGUAAACGAGGUGUACGAGAAGACGAUUCAGAAACGGUUGAAUGAAAAAAUUUCCAACCACGAAGUAGUCGAAGAAGAAAUGGCAAAACCAGAGCAUGGAGAUAAGUCAAAGAAGCAUUUGACGCAGGUGUCUUCGAUAUUGGGGCUUUUGGACGAAUACGAUUUGAUGAAACCUAAAACGUGUUUUAUUGAAUUCGGCGCUGGUAGAGGCCAGCUGAGUUAUUGGAUAGCCAAGGCGUGUGCCUCUGACAAAGAAUCUUCCAUCCUUCUAGUUGAAAAGGCGUCACCAAAACAUAAAAAAGACAAUAAACUUGGUGAAUCUGCAGAGAAGGUGUGCAGAAUUCGUGCGGAUAUAUCUGAUCUUGUAUUAGACAAAUUAGAUAUAAUAACCAAAACCUCCAAUAUCGUGGGUGUCACCAAACAUUUGUGUGGACAAGCGACAGAUCUAGCAUUGAGGUGUAUGGCUAAUGCCGAGGAAAACCGUGAAAAAGUUGGUGGAUGCGUAAUGACGUUUUGUUGCCAUCACAGAUGCCGAUGGAUUCCUUAUACAGGAAAAGAAUUCUUCAAGCAAAACGACCUCAGCAGUGACGACUUUUAUAUCGUAUGCGGAAUGUCUAGCUGGGCAACAUGCGGCAGUGGUCUAAGUAGGGAAAAACGAAAAGAGGACCUCUUAAUACAGGACAAAGCGAACGAAAGAGACUUAGCUAUUGGGCUCUCCAAGUCGGAGAAGGAAGAGGUUGGUAGGAGGAGCAAGAGUGUCAUCAACUGGGGACGACUGACUUUUUUGGAGAACCGCGGCUUCCGCUGUCAUUUGCAUUACUACGUGGAUAAAAGCAUAACACCGGAAAAUGCCUGUAUUGUCGCUGUUAAGUAAUAUAAACCCGUUAAAACGAAUAAA